Messenger RNA from Saccostrea echinata, 1052 nucleotides. RefSeq lists its product as uncharacterized. The record is from RefSeq and is a predicted model, not a curated record. The transcript is spliced from 4 exons. NCBI's taxonomy places the organism in Eukaryota, Metazoa, Mollusca, Bivalvia, Ostreida, Ostreidae. Bases 139 to 702 code for a protein of 187 amino acids.
AUCAAGACCAUUUCGCAAUGGAUAGGUCAGCGCAUAGCAAUAGACCAAUAUCUCCAAAAUAAAGGAACGCAGCGUCACGCCGCGGAUAUUCGCCGGGUAGACAUUGUAUAUCUGUCUGUCCGUCUAACAGUCUGAGUCAUGGGGUACUUAGCCCGAGGACUGACCAGUCUAGUUGUAGUCAUUAUAUCAGUGAUACUGGGAAUUGUGUUGCUUUCAGCGAACAAUGUAGAUGCAUAUCGAAGGGGCGGAUCUAGAUACUACAGGUCCUACCGGUAUUCCUAUUACUCACGAUAUUACUACUACAGAUACUACGGCUAUAGUACCACUGGAAGCUCAUCAGAUGCCGGAAUAAUUGCUGGGGCUGUAGUCGGCAGUCUUUUUGGAUUGGUGCUUAUUGGUGCCUGUAUUCUACUUGUGAGGCAUUAUUCCCUAAAAAGAAAUACUCAACAACGUAAAGUUAAAAAGGAAGCUGCUCAUGUUACGUUAAACACGCCCCAGUCAGUUAUUGAAAAGAGACAGGAAUUGUAUGAAAGGAAGGGUCCGGAAUAUUUCCAUCAGCAGCCCCCUGCUUAUAAUAAUCUGUACGGACAGCCUCCUCCCCCAGGACCCGGGCAGCCACCCCCAGGAGCCUUCUCAUACCAAGCCUCAGCCUACCCCCCUCCGGCUGAUCCGGCUUACCCUCCGGGAUAUGUUCCGAAAUAAAUCUACACCAUUGACUACUUAUCUUGAUACUCAUCUAUCAGUAUUAUUACCUAUACCAAUCUUCAACGUGGUACUAACGAGAUUUUCUACACUUUAUACUUAGAGUGGAUAUGGAUAAUUCCAGCAUUAUUUUACAGCAUUAAUUAGCACCUGAUCGUUUUUUUAAGUGCACAGUCUCAAUGAUGCCGUGUACUGUAUUUUUAGGCUAAUACUGUCCAUCCAAUUAUUUCCCUGUGAGUGACGGAUGCUUACGCUGUACUAUCCGUCAGACGAUUUUUUUUCUGUGAUAUAUCAUACGAGUUUUAUGUUUAUAAGGAGUAAUUUAUGUGUUCGCUGCUGUGGAAGAAAUU